Balaenoptera acutorostrata (minke whale) is the source of this 534-nucleotide messenger RNA. RefSeq names its product cytochrome b-c1 complex subunit 9. The coding region runs from base 53 to 241 and encodes 62 amino acids. The record is from RefSeq and is a predicted model, not a curated record. The transcript has 2 exons. Lineage: Eukaryota; Metazoa; Chordata; Mammalia; Artiodactyla; Balaenopteridae. Gene Ontology annotation, biological process: mitochondrial electron transport, ubiquinol to cytochrome c.
AAAGCUCGGUCGCGGUGCAUGCGCGGUGGCGCUAGUUCGGCAGCGGACAAACAUGGUGGGCCCAACGUUGACUGCGAGAUUGUACUCCCUGCUGUUCCGCAGGACCUCUACCUUUGCCCUCACCAUAGCCGUGGGCGCCCUGUUCUUCGAGCGCGCCUUCGAUCAAGGCGCGGACGCGAUCUACGAACACAUCAACGAAGGGGUGAGGGCCUGGGCCGUCCCUGACCUUGGGCCCCUCUGAGGGGUGACAGUGAGAGUGGAGAAGCUAUGGAAACACAUCAAGCACAAGUAUGAGAACAAGGAGUAGUUCCUCGGAGGCCCCAAUCCAGGCCAGAAGGACCAGGUCCACCCACCAGCUGUUUGCCCAGAGUCAGGGCCUCAGCUUGAAGAUGAAGCUCAUGUCACUCUCCACGGGCCACCUUUAGCUGUUGGCAGGAGAUGACGUCACCUGACAGACUCUUUAACUUCUGCUGUGUUUGAAGUAUGUUUAGUCAGAGUCAUCAACAAAUAAAUAUAAAUUGUCCUUGAGACCUG